AUGACAUCCAAUAUAAAAAAAUACGUUACAGCACUUGCAUCAGCUAAAAGUUAUAUUGCUCAAUGGUCAGCAGAUCAUGUCUAUGCUGAUGAAGCACUUAUUGUACCAUUUCCAACUUUAGCUAUAUUUGAUCCCAAUAAACAUAUUUGGUCAAUAAGUAUCAAAGCUUGGUUAUAUUUACCAUUUGAAGGCAAAAAAAUCAAAGGUUAUUUAUCUAGUGUUUUAAGUAAUAAAACUGAUAGUAAAACAAAUGACGAGAAAAAUGAAGAUUCUAUUACUGACGAUAAUGGAAAAGGUUUGAAAGCUGCUAUUCGUACUGCACUCAAUAAACAUAUAAACAAACAAGACGAAUCAAUCAAUGAUGAAGAUAUAAAUGAUGAUGUAUAUGAAGAUGCUUUGCGAGAUGAUUUUGGUAAACCAAAUCAAAAUCCUGGUCGUUUAGGUUUAUUUUUUGUUGGAAGAUCUGUUAAAGUUAUAACAAAAUCUAUUAUUAAUGAUGUUGAACAUUUACUUCAACCAUCAGAUGAAAGUGGUUUUAUUGAAGAAGAACUUGAAUUAUCUGAUGAAGAAAUUCAAUCACUUGCACAACACACUCAUCCUGAAUCUAAUGAUCGAAAAUUUGAAUAUGGAAUUCAAAUAGAUGAAUCUAAAAUGGAUGUUAAAUCAGAUAAUUAUAAAACAUUUCAAUGUAUUAUAUAUGUUCUUGCAUCUUAUGGUACUAGUAUUAUAUCAGAUAUUGAUGAUACAAUUAAAAUUUCGAAAGUUCUUAGUAAACGAUCAUUAUUAAAACAUACAUUUUAUAAUGAUUUUACGACUGUUCAAGGUAUGAGUGAAUUGUAUCAAAAAUGGAAUGAACAAAAUUGUCAAUUUCAUUAUGUUAGUGCAAGUCCAUGGCAAUUAUUUCCAGCACUUAAUUGUUUUUUGGAAAAAUAUAAAUAUCCAAUGGGUACAAUGAAUUUGAGAAAAUUUGAAUGGAGUUUAAAAUUUUUAAAACCACCUGAAACAUAUAAAAUGGAAAUCAUUGCACAUAUAAUUGCUGCUUAUCCUUUAAGAAAAUAUAUUUGUGUUGGAGAUUCAGGAGAACUUGAUCCAGAAAUUUAUUCUCAAUUAUACAAUAUAUUUCCUCAGAAUAUUGCUCAUAUAUUUAUUCGUGAUAUUUGUCAAACACCUGAAUGUUUAUCAACAUGUGUAGAACGAUAUAUAAAAGCAUUUAAACAUGUACCAAAACAAAAAUGGACUGUUUUUAAAGAUCCUCAAACAAUCGAAACAAAUAUCAAAAAUAUAAUCAAUAUAUAA
Molecule: messenger RNA, 1296 nt
Organism: Rotaria sordida
Lineage: Eukaryota; Metazoa; Rotifera; Eurotatoria; Philodinida; Philodinidae
Source: the annotation of a GenBank genome assembly